UAUUCCGCCGUGCGCCAUCUUGUACACCCCCCAGCGCGAGUGGAGAAGGUUGUGGAAGUUGUUGAAUUUCAUGUUUCUUAAUAUAUUUACAAGCCUAAUUUAAUUUGAUACAACUUUAAUUUGAAACAGAGCACAUUUGGAAAUGGCUACGGGAGCAAAUGCAACCCCUCUGGGGAAGCUGCACCCGAGUAUUGGCGCUAAACGAGGCUUUGAAGCCGGGCCCGGUGCGGGGUUAAUGCCUACACCGGGGCCGCCUGUUUCCUUUCCCUCGCUCCCGAACUUUCAGCCCCCAAUUCCAAACGUCUCUUUCCCGCAAGCUCACCCAGUAUUUGCUGCGGUGGCCGCUUUUCCCACCCCGCCACAACCACCCCAAGGAGCAGGAAUUCCGUCUCAGUCAGACUUCGGUCAGAAAAAAGCCAGGAAAAGGAGCCGCUGGAGUAGCGAGACACCCGACCAGAAGACGGUCAUUCCUGGCAUGCCCACCGUCAUCCCGCCUGGACUGACUCGGGAUCAGGAGAGGGCCUAUAUAGUCCAACUGCAGAUCGAAGACCUGACUCGUAAACUGCGUACAGGAGACCUGGGAAUCCCUGUUAACCCUGAGGACAGGUCCCCGUCUCCAGAGCCCAUCUACAACAGCGAGGGGAAGAGGCUGAAUACCAGGGAGUACCGCACACGCAAAAAGAUCGAGGAGGAGCGUCACUCCCUCAUCACCGAUAUGGUGGCACUCAACCCUGAGUUCAAGCCCCCCGCUGACUACAAGCCCCCAGCUACUAGGGUCAACGACAAGGUGAUGAUCCCACAGGACGAGUACCCCGAGAUUAACUUUGUUGGGUUGCUCAUUGGGCCACGUGGCAACACCCUGAAGAACAUAGAGAAGGAGUGCUGUGCCAAGAUCAUGAUCCGUGGCAAGGGCUCGGUGAAGGAGGGCAAGGUGGGCCGUAAGGACGGUCAGAUGCUGCCGGGGGAGGACGAGCCGCUGCACGCCCUGGUCACCGCCAACACCAUGGAGAACGUCAAGAAGGCGGUGGAACAGAUCCGUACCAUCCUGAAGCAGGGUAUCGAGACCCCCGAGGACCAGAACGACCUCAGGAAGAUGCAGCUGAGGGAAUUGGCCAGACUCAACGGCACCCUGAGAGAGGACGACAACCGGAUCCUUCGUCCGUGGCAGAGCACUGAACCCCGCAGUGUCACCAAUACCACCCUCUGUACCAAGUGCGGUGGCGCAGGCCACAUCUCCUCUGACUGCAAGUUCACCAGCUCCUUUGCGGCGCCCAGGGCCGGUGAGCCUCCCCAGUCUGCCCAGGACAAGGCCCGUAUGGACAAGGAGUAUCUGUCCCUCAUGGCUGAGCUAGGCGAGGCCCCUGUUCCCUCCUCUGGCGGGGGACACUCCAACAACCAGAACAGUGGUCACAACAGAGGCAACAACAACAACCAGCCACCACCGAGCCGUCCUCCCUGGAUGAACUCUGGCCAGUCUGAGAACAGGAACUUCAACAGCAUGCACGGAGGCCACGGUGGUCAUGGCAACCAACACGGGGGUCAUGGCAACCACGGGGGUCACGGAGGUCACGGAGGCCACCACAACUUCCCACCCCCCAUGUCCAACAUGGGAGGGCACAACAUGCCCCCCAACAAUGGAAUGCCACCCCCGUGGAUGCAGCCCCCACCGCCCCCCAUGGGCCAGGGACACGGACACCAUAUGGGUCUGCUGCCACCACCCAUGGGUAUGAUGCCACCACCACCUCCGCCCCCCAACAACCAGCCUCCCCCGCCACCUUCAGGUCCCCUGCCACCAUGGCAACAGCAGGCCCCCCCACCCCCUCCCGCCAGCAGCAUGGCCACUAGUGCACCACUGCCAUGGCAACAGAAUACCACCACGACAUCCAGUCCUGGCUCUGGCAACCUUCCCCCCUGGCAGCAGCCCCAACAGUCCGCUGCCUCAGCCACCCAGCCCCCUCCGCCCAUGGGCAACCCCUCCAUGGUCCCCCCUCCGCCCGGGGUGCAGCCCCCUCUCCCCCCCGGUGCCCCACCUCCCCCUCCUCCCCCACCCCCCGGCUCGGCCGGCAUGAUGUACGCCCCUCCUCCCCCUCCGCCCAUGGACCCCUCCAACUUUGUCACCAUGAUGGGGAUGGGGGUGGCAGGCAUGCCCCCCUUCGGUAUGCCCCCCGCACCACCACCUCCACCCCCUCAGAAUUAAACACCCUCUGUAACCUCCCCAGGUUCCUCAGUCUCAACCACACAGCCCUCCCAGAUUUUACUCAGCACCAUGGACUCGCAGCACACCACACAACCAGCUACCCAAUGGACUGAUACACAGCUCUGCCCAGGGCAUAUAGUUUUUGUUCAGUAAAAUGACAUGACCUGUGCUAUACUCCCUUAAUCACAGUCAUGGUUAACGUGCAGAGAAACUCCUCAAACAAGGGAGGUGGUGUGGUUGAAUUUGUACAUUUUCUUUACAGAAUUUCUGUUUUUAAAAGUUAGUGUUUUUGUUGACUGUGUAGGCUCUCUUGUGUCCAUCCAACACUGCUGCUGUGCAUAGAGUAUAUGGUAUGCCUUGUAUCUAUUUUGCAGGGCUUACUCCCUCCAUGGUUGGUUUAUAACUGUCUCACCAUCUCUCACACCAAAUAAAUCACCUCAAACAAAAGCUUUGGUUUGCCGACUGGACUGGAGCUGAAGCUUAGUAACUAUUUGUUUUCAUUUACGUGAUCUUUUACUGUUCUGAUGAUCCAGCCAGUUUAGUAGGCAUGGCAGUCCAAUGGGCUCAAGCUUCAUUCAUCGUCAUGUUCCAUUCAUUUGCUGUCGUUUCACAGCGCUGGAUAUUUUUGUAAUUAAACCUGAUGUGAAGUGUAAUUGCUCAGAUCUUUUGGAUGUGAGAAUCUCCUUCCUAAUUAUUUUGUCAGAAAAACGGGUCUUUUGUAAUACUGUCUGAUUUCAUAUAGGUUUUGGGUUCUAUCAAUUUGUUUGCAUAAUUUCUAAUCCCCUAUAAUUUUAUUUUGUAUUUUUUUUUUUUUAACCCUGUAAACUGUUUCUAAUGAACUUUUUCCCCAGAUGCGAGUUAAUUUAGGUCCAUGAGGAUGCAGCAGGGAAUAGGAUCCUAGAGCGAGUUGGCUUAAAAGAUACACUGAACAACUUCUGAUUCUGAUCGUAUGCUUGAUUGUUCUGUUAACAACCUCUCCCCUCCUUGCUUUGAUCUGUAGCUGUGUGCAGUGCUUAUAUUGCUUCCGCAACAUCACCACGCCUUCUGUUCCCUUUUUGUUGCUUAAUGAGAAAAAAAGAAGAAAUGAUGUUAGAUGUUAUACAAUUGUAUUUUUACUCUAUUUUUGGAAUUGGUUUGUCAGCCCUGUUUUCGGUCUAGCCUGAAUGAAUAGUCCUUGCCAUGUUGCUUGAUUGUUAUUAAACAGAAAAUCUUUAA
Salmo salar (Atlantic salmon) is the source of this 3412-nucleotide messenger RNA. RefSeq names its product splicing factor 1. Lineage: Eukaryota; Metazoa; Chordata; Actinopteri; Salmoniformes; Salmonidae. The record is from RefSeq and is a predicted model, not a curated record. Gene Ontology annotation, cellular component: nucleus. Gene Ontology annotation, biological process: regulation of mRNA splicing, via spliceosome. Gene Ontology annotation, molecular function: zinc ion binding; mRNA binding.